Fragaria vesca subsp. vesca is the source of this 2147-nucleotide messenger RNA. Its product is annotated as nephrocystin-3-like. Gene Ontology annotation, molecular function: protein binding. NCBI's taxonomy places the organism in Eukaryota, Viridiplantae, Streptophyta, Magnoliopsida, Rosales, Rosaceae. The record is from RefSeq and is a predicted model, not a curated record. The transcript has 2 exons. The coding region runs from base 28 to 1932 and encodes 634 amino acids.
CCCACAAAACCUCUCAAAGUUCCAACCAUGAGAAAAUCCUCAAUCUCACUCUUCUCCCAUCUCACUCGCCACACCUCCAAAUCCCUCGCUCCUCUUCUCUCCCGAAAUUACAUUUCCACCCCUCCCUCUCCCCCUUCAUCUUCUUCUUCCUCACCGACCCAGUUCACCUCCUGCACCAAACUCCAUGGCUUAAUCUUCAAACCCCCACAAUUCCAAACCAACCCAUCUCGAAACACGAACACCCUCGCGCCCCAAAUGAACUCAAGGCAGAGAAAAACCAAGGAAAAAUCCGAUCUUGAAGACGCAUUUGAGUGGGCGACUACUUCUGAAGAGAUGCGUACAGCUUUCAAGGAAAUGGAGUCGGUUUUCGGAGAGAAAGAGCUGGCCUUGGCUUGUUUGAAACUUGGGCUCAAGCUUGACCAGGAAGGUGAGGACCCUGAACAAGCUUUGGCUUUUGCUACUAGGGCCUUUAAUGCUUUUGAUAAAGAACAUGAUGAUAGUGAUGUUAGUAGUAGUGGAAAGAGUUCGUUUCUUGUUGCAAUGGCUUUACAAUUGAUGGGUUCGGCUAGUUAUAGCUUGAAGAGGUUUAAUGAUAGUUUGGGGUAUUUGAAUAGGGCUAGUAGGGCAUUGGGUAGGUUGGAGGAGGAGGGUUGUGAUGUUGGGGAUGUUAGGCCGGUGAUGCAUGCGGUGCAGUUGGAGCUGGCGAAUGUGAAGACGGCGAUGGGGAGGAGGGAGGAGGCUCUUGUGAAUCUGAGGAAGUGUUUGGAGAUUAAGGAGGUGAUGUUGGAGAAAGAUAGUAAGGAGCUUGGGAAGGCUAACAGGGAUUUGGCUGAGGCUUAUGUUGCGGUUCUGAACUUUAAGGAGGCGAUGGGGUUUUGUAGGAAGGCGUUGGAGAUUCAUAAAGAACUCUUGGGGCAGAAUUCUGUGGAGGUUGCGCAUGACAGGAGGCUGCUUGGGGUUAUUUAUACCGGUUUGGAGGAGCAUGAGAAGGCCUUGGAGCAGAACAUGUUGUCGCAGAAGGUUUUGAAGAAUUGGGGUCUCGGUUCUGAUUUGCUUCGUGCGGAGAUUGAUUCUGCAAAUAUGCAGAUUGCUUUGGGGAAGUAUGAUGACGCUAUUAAUACUUUGAAGGGUGUUGUUCAGCAAACGGAUAAGGAUAGUGAGACCAGGGCACUAGUGUUUAUCUCGAUGGGAAAAGCACUAUGUAAUCAGGAAAAGUUUUCAGAUGCAAAGAGAAGUUUGGAGAUUGCUUGUGGAAUUCUUGACAAGAAAGAGAGAGCCGCCCCGGUAGAUGUUGCUGAGGCAUACUCAGAAAUAUCUAUGCAAUACGAGACAAUGAACGAGUUUGAGACUGCAAUUUCACUGUUAAAGAGGACAUUGGCAUUGCUUGAGAAGCUCCCUCAAGAACAACAUUCUGAGGGAAGUGUUUCUGCUAGGAUAGGGUGGUUACUUCUGUUGACCGGCAAGGUCUCACAGUCUAUUCCUUACUUGGAGAGUGCGGCUGAAAGGUUGAAAGAGAGCUUUGGUCCCAAGCAUUUUGGUGUGGGCUACAUUUACAACAACUUGGGGGCAGCAUAUUUGGAAUUAGACCGGCCUCAGUCAGCUGCACAGAUGUUUGCUGUGGCAAAGGACAUCAUGGAUGUCGCGCUUGGUCCACAUCAUGCAGAUUCAAUCGAGGCAUGCCAGAACCUCUCAAAAGCAUAUGAUGCUAUGAAAAGCUAUGCCCUUGCAAUUCAAUUCCAGCAGCAAGUAGUUGAUGCUUGGGAGAGUCAUGGACCAAGUGCACAUGAUGAACUCCGAGAAGCACAGCGAAUUCUUGAAGAGUUGAGGAAGAAAGCCCGUGGGACAUUUUCAAAUGAUGAGCGAACCAUAAAGGCCUUGCCCUUGCCCCAAACUCAUCCAUCUGCCAGGAGCUCACAGGCUGAUUUCCUUUGAAUUUGAACUGAUUGGACUUAAUAUGAAAGAUGCUCUGAGUAAUUGAUAUACCGAAGUGAGUAACUUCGUCCUAGAAUGUGACGGUAUGGCUGCUGUUUUCAGUGCUUCUGAUAAUGUUUUGGCUAUGUUAUUUUUUCUUCAUGGGGUGUCAGUGUCUUCAUAAGAAAGAAACUUAAUAACCCAUCAUUCUAAACUUGAACUGUAUUACCUUGAAG